Molecule: messenger RNA, 4322 nt
Organism: Acipenser ruthenus (sterlet)
Lineage: Eukaryota; Metazoa; Chordata; Actinopteri; Acipenseriformes; Acipenseridae
Product: signal peptide peptidase-like 3
Exons: 11
Coding region: 395-1561 (388 amino acids)
Biological process (GO): membrane protein proteolysis
Cellular component (GO): Golgi-associated vesicle membrane; cytoplasmic side of endoplasmic reticulum membrane; lumenal side of endoplasmic reticulum membrane
Molecular function (GO): aspartic endopeptidase activity, intramembrane cleaving
Source: RefSeq, a predicted model, not a curated record
CGCGCGUCCCCGGCCAUUGAAAACAAAGCGAGCUGCGCGGCUUCCAUUACACCCCUGCAGCUUGAGAAAAAAAACAGUGAGCGACACGGAGGAAUAAAUAACAGAGAGGCGCACAUGGGAUUAAAACGACAAUAGGAAGGUACGAGCCCCGAGCGAGCCCUGCUUGGAGGCGAAGAGACGACAGGAAGCCCAGAGUUUUCAUUAAAAGGUGUUUUUUUGGGAUUCUUUCUCUUGCAGUAUAUACUAAGCACCGCAGCUGCGCCAUGUUGUUGAUGAGAGGCUGGUAUUAAGAGCCUAUCCCGAAUAAAAAAAAAAACCGGAGUUAAUCCCAAAGAUUCAGUAAAAAGGACCCCCCCUGCCUUCUGCAACCAUCGCGUCCUUAUCUUUCGGUGAGAUGGCGGAGCAAACGUUUUCCUGGGCGUAUUCCCUGGUAGACUCCAGCCAGGUCUCCACCUUCCUCAUCUCCAUUCUCCUCAUAGUCUACGGCAGCUUUAGGUCCUUAAACAUGGACUUGGAGAACCAGGACAAGGACAAGGAUGGGAAUGUCAUGUCGCAGGGAACGUUUAAUGCCAACGCCAGCAACAACACGGUGUGUUGUGUUCCAGGUAUUCAGACUAUCGACUCGACCCAGGCGCUGUUCCUGCCCAUCGGAGCCUCCGUCUCCCUGCUCGUCAUGUUCUUUUUCUUCGACUCCGUACAGGUGGUCUUCACGAUCUGCACGGCAGUUCUCGCAACGAUAGCCUUUGCCUUCCUGCUCCUACCGAUGUGCCAGUAUCUAACAAGACCCUGCUCCCCUCAGAACAAAAUCUCCUUCGGCUGCUGUGGUAGGUUCACUGCUGCGGAGCUGCUCUCCUUCUCCCUGUCUGUGAUGCUGGUCCUCAUCUGGGUGCUGACCGGGCACUGGCUGCUGAUGGACGCUCUGGCCAUGGGCCUGUGUGUCGCCAUGAUCGCCUUCGUCCGGCUGCCAAGCCUGAAGGUCUCCUGCUUGUUGCUGUCCGGCCUGCUGAUCUACGAUGUGUUCUGGGUCUUCUUCUCAGCCUACAUCUUCAGCAGCAACGUGAUGGUGAAAGUGGCCACGCAGCCUGCAGACAACCCCCUGGACGUGCUGUCCCGAAAACUGCACCUGGGCCCCAACGUGGGCCGGGACAUCCCACGGCUAUCGCUGCCUGGCAAGCUAGUCUUCCCUAGCUCCAGUGGAAGCCACUUCUCCAUGCUGGGGAUCGGAGACAUUGUGAUGCCGGGGCUACUGCUCUGCUUCGUGCUGCGUUACGACAACUACAAGAAGCAGGCCAACGGGGAGGCGCCCGGCACCCCCAACACCCCGGGGCGCAUGAACAAGGUCUCCUACUUCCACUGCACGCUCAUCGGAUACUUCGUGGGUCUGCUGACGGCGACGGUUGCCUCCCGGAUUCACCGCGCAGCUCAGCCUGCUCUCCUGUACCUCGUUCCCUUCACCCUGCUGCCUCUGCUCACCAUGGCCUACCUGAAGGGGGACUUGCGGCGCAUGUGGUCGGAGCCCUUCCACUCCAAGGCGGGCAGCUCUCGCUUCCUGGAGGUAUGAUGGGGCCCCGUGGCCCGCGAGCCAGCCAGCGUGUGCAUGGACUGGUGCAGAGAAGCUACUGGGUGCCCAAGGGUUUGUGUCUUGUGGUUUUGUUUUCUCAUCUCGCCCAAACCGGUGCUUUUUUUUAAGGCAUUAAAGAAAUAGGAAUUACUUUUACGACGACGAGAAGGAAAGACAAGGAAGGAAGGAAGGAAGGAAGGAAAGAGGACCCUGCGGGCGGUUUUAUUCCAUUCCGUUUUCUUGUUAAGGAACUCAAUCCCUGUGCGGUUUACAAACAAACCCCAUUCCCACUCUCUGGACUAGCCAUGGUGUCCGAGCCCAGCCAUGGAAACUUCACACUGCAGACCACCACCACCUUUAUAAUUAUUAUUGUUAUUGUUAUUGCUGUUAUUGUUACAUUUUCUUUCUUUUUUUGAAACGGGGGGGGAAAGGCAGAUUUAAAGUGAUGAACAUUUAGCUGCUGGACUGUCAAAGAUAAAAGAAGAAGGAAAAAGGGGACCAGAAUCUAGUCUUGUCUAUAGCUCUCUCUCUCUCUCUCUCUCUCUCUCGCUCUUUGAUUUUAAUGGAGAUUUCCUGUUGCGUGUGUUGACUUGUGUCGUCCCCUGUCCCCCCCAACUGUGACGAGCGGGUUCUGUUGUGGUAUGGAUACUGCGUUUCAAAUUCCCUUGCCACCCAGUGUUGUGUUGACGUGAAACCAUAGGUGGUGUGUGUGUGUCUGUCUAUAUAUAUAUAUAUGUGUGUGUGUGUGUAUGUAUGUAUGUAUGUAUAUAUAUAUAUAUAUAUAUAUAUAUAUAUAUAUAUAUAUAUAUAUAUAUUAAUUAUAAUUACACACACCACUCCAAGGCAAAAUCAUGUUGUGUAGAAGGCUUUGGCUGUCUGCUGUAAAUGUAAGCAUGUCUAGCGGUUAAAUAUGGCUUCCUUGUAUAGUAUAAUUCCUAUGCCCCAGCCUCUGCCUCACAGUUUUAAAAACAAACCUGUACCCUUUUUUUUCUGUGGGGGUCACAAAUUAUGAUUAUGUACUAAAAAACGAAAUCAUGCGUACGGAGUUUUCAAAGUGAAUUUUGUUGCAGUCCAUGCAUGUAUUCCAGCAGUUUAGCCGUAUUGUCUCGGGUCUGUUUCUGUCCAUUUGUAAACGGCUUCUUCUGAAGUAGUUCAGCCCCUAGCCUCCCCCUCUCCCUUUGUUGAAUCACGGACCAUGUCUUCAGUAAUGUUCUGGCUGUGUGGGGGGUCUCUUCUCCACAGAGUACAUUUUAAUUGGACACUACUGAAUCUGUUUAAGCAAACCAUAAACAAUGGAAGCCACAAUGAAAGGCUGUGUUGUGAGUGUGGCUGUAACCAGGUGGCACUUCAUGUCAGCUGGCUUUUUCGUGCGAGAGUACCACAGCACUGGGAGGCCGUGCUUCUGAGUCGGCAGUAUGGGUCAGUAUUUGUUUCCCCUGACCCCGCGGAGUACUUGGAACAGUCCAGUGCAGCGUGCGUGGCGAUGUGUGUGUGAACGUGCUUCGAUUUUUAUUUGAAUACUCAACUCGGGUCUGCACCUGCUCAGAAACUGAAAUCAAAACCGAACUAGGGACUGAAAAAAAUAUAUAUAUUUAAAAAAAAAAAAAAAAAAAGUGGAAAAUGUUGUCUUAAGCUGUAAUGUGGGAAUGUUUUUAUGUAUUUUUUUUUUUUUUUUUUUUAACAUAAGUUCUAGGGGUCAUGUUUGGACCCCCCUCCCCCUCUUCAGGUGUAGAGCAUUCCAGCCCGUGUCCAUGGCUAUGUGCACAGGGAGGUUACAGGAGCGCUGUGCUGGGGUGAUAGUCUGGGUCCUGCAGCUUUAGCGGGAGUUCAAAUCCAAUCCGCUUCUCUUCACACAAAGCCCCUCGCUAUUUAAACAGCCCCCCCCACCAUAUAAAAGCUGGUACAAAACCGAUAGAAUAAUGUUCAAAAGAUUGAUGUCGUCAUUUGAAAAGGGAGAUCGCAUUUGUUUUUUUGGCUCCCAUGUCAGUGUAGAGAUGGGGACGGAGGGCCUGUGAGCUCGGCAUUCCUUUCACCAACGUUACCUUUUUACCAAACUGGCAGCACUCCCUGGUCACGACCUGGAAUUCAAACCCGCUGCCCCUCUACAAAGACUGGGUUUGUAAAAACAAAGCGCCUCUCCCUCUCCCAGAAGGUGGCCUGCCUCGCACUGAGCCCGGAGUGUAAUGUGUUUCCAUGGUGGUGUUCUGCAGCAUGCUGCUCAUUCCAGUGGAUGGUUCUGGGAUGGGGGGAGGGAUGGAAAGCCCAUGGAAGUUGACUGUGUUGUCGGACCCUGUGCUCUCGCUGCAAGGUUAGCCCCUCCUGAUUGUGCGUCCUGCACUUUGUUACCAGCACUGUACUGUACUGCACCGCACUUGCAGAUCCUGGACCGCACCACUGCUAAGGGCAAGGCAGUGAAUAUAGUGUUGAACUGAUUUUAAUGCAAGACUAUACAACCACCACCACCACAUGUUUCGUUUUGGAUAAAGUGUUUGUUUUCUUUCUUUUUAAAUGGAAGAGUGGUUUUCUUUUUAUCCCAUUAAUCGUAUGGUUUUUGUGCCGUAGAGUAGAAAUUACAUUUUAUACACUUUGGCUCUUUUAACAAGAGCUGUUCUAUUCAACAGUGAAAUAAUGAAAAAAACCGAAAGGAAUCUGUAACCCAUUGUGUAGUGAUCAAGGAACCGCUAACCUGAGCGAAACCGUUUCCUCUUUAACCUCAUCAGUUGGGAUUCCUUUGUAAAUAAAGAUGAAAUCUAACUGUAAA